AUGCAAAAUAAAGAAAUAGAGAGAUUAUAUUUAUUAAUUGAAUAUAUUCAAUAUCCAAUAAAAGUAGUGUGUUCAAAAGAAUAUGUAGAAAGAAAGAAAAAAGAACACAUUGAAUUUCUUCAAAAUUAUACGUUAAAAGUAAAUGAACCAUGGUUCAAAGAAAUUACAGAACUUCCAUGGUAUAAUAACCACAAAUUACUCAACCAAGUAACUUCAUUAAUUAAGCAAGGCAAAUUAUCUCCUAUUUGUGAAAUGGUUGAAAGUGAUGAUGAUAAUGAAAUAUGUUUUUCAUGUUUAUGUCAACCAAAAAAUAAUGUAAUAGGAUUAAAUUGGAUUCAUUGUUCACAAGCAACGUCAAACCAUUUAAUAUGUACUCCAUGUUUAUUAAAUACAUUAAGUUCAAAUGGAUUUAAAAUAAGUCUCAAUAAUUUGACUUGUGAAUGUCAGAUUUGUAAAAAAGUAUCCCCAUUAAUAUGUCAUGAACCUUCUGAUGAGACAAUUUUAAAAGAUGUUCCACAAGAAGAACUUCAAACAAAAAUUGUUUAUGGAAGAAGAGGAAAAGAAUUAAACAGUAAUUUAUAA
Entamoeba histolytica HM-1:IMSS is the source of this 582-nucleotide messenger RNA. RefSeq lists its product as uncharacterized. The coding region runs from base 1 to 582 and encodes 193 amino acids. The record is from RefSeq and is a predicted model, not a curated record. NCBI's taxonomy places the organism in Eukaryota, Evosea, Mastigamoebida, Endamoebidae. The transcript has a single exon.